Molecule: messenger RNA, 2770 nt
Organism: Dromaius novaehollandiae (emu)
Lineage: Eukaryota; Metazoa; Chordata; Aves; Casuariiformes; Dromaiidae
Product: inter-alpha-trypsin inhibitor heavy chain H3-like
Exons: 20
Biological process (GO): hyaluronan metabolic process
Molecular function (GO): serine-type endopeptidase inhibitor activity
Source: RefSeq, a predicted model, not a curated record
AUUUGCCUGUAUCCUUCAGAUUAGAAUAGCUUAUUUUUUUCCAAAAUGGAAAAGCAUCUAUUGCUUUAUAUGUUAUUAUUGAUUCCUGCCUUUGGAUCAUCAGACUUUUUGAUAGCACGUUUCAGAAACAUCAAGAAGCGAAGUGCUGAUAAUGACUUGGUUGUCAAUGGUAUAGAAAUCUCUAGCAUGAAAAUUGAUAGUAAAAUAACUUCCCGAUUUGCCCACAAUGUCAUCACCAGUCAAGCUGUUAAUCGUGGAAAUGUGCACAAAGAAGUCGUCUUUGAUGUUGAGCUCCCUAAGACAGCCUUCAUUACCAGCUUCAGCAUGACAAUUGAUGGUGUCACUUACCCUGGAAAUAUAAAGGAAAAAGAAGUUGCAAAAAAGCAGUAUGAGAAAGCUGUUUCACAGGGACAGACUGCCGGUCUUGUCAAGGCUUCAGGAAGAAAGACAGAAAAAUUCACAGUCUCAGUCAACAUUGCAGCAGGCAGUAAAGUCACUUUUGAACUCACAUAUGAGGAACUGCUGAAGCGCCAGUUGGGAAAAUAUGAGAUGUUCAUCAAAGUAAAACCAAAGCAGCUUGUCAAAAAUUUUGAGAUCGAAGUAAAUAUCUUUGAGCCCCAAGGUAUCAGUGAGCUGGAAGCAGAAGGAACAUUCAUCACCAAUGACCUGCAAAAUAUCAUUAGAAAAACUUUUUCAGGGAAAAAGGGGUAUAUCUCUUUCAAACCAACUCUCGAUGAACAGCGAACCUGUGCAAAUUGCUCCCAGUCUCUCCUGGAUGGAGAUCUUACUGUAAGAUAUGAUGUGAAGAGAACAGCUCCAGAUAGUUUGCAGAUUGUCAACGGCUACUUUGUACACUUCUUUGCACCAACAAAUCUUCCAAAGUUGUCCAAGAAUGUUAUUUUUGUAAUAGAUAUUAGUGGCUCAAUGUCUGGAAGAGAAAUACAACAAACAAGAGAAGCACUUCUGAAAAUCUUAGAUGAUAUUAAACAUGAUGACUUCUUCAAUUUCGUACUGUUUGGUAGUGAAGUACACACCUGGAAAGAAACUUUAAUCAAGGCCACUCCUGAGAAUUUGGAUGAAGCAAGGAAGUUUGUUCGGAGCAUUGAUACUGAAGGCAUGACAAAUUUACAUGGUGGUUUAAUGAGGGGAAUUGAUAUGCUGAAUGCUGCUCAUGAAGGAAACCUUGUGCCCGAGAGAAGCGCUUCUAUAAUUAUCAUGUUAACAGAUGGCCAACCAAAUGUAGGCAUAUCAAACACUGGGGAAAUUCAAGCACUGGUAAAAAAAGCCAUUGAAGGAAAAUAUCCCUUAUAUAACCUUGGUUUUGGCUAUGGUGUUGACUAUAACUUCUUGGAGAAGAUGGCAGUGGAGAAUAAAGGAUUGGCCCGCCGGAUUUAUCCUGACUCUGAUUCAGCUUUACAACUUCAGGGUUUUUAUGAUGAGGUGUCCAAUCCUAAGCUCAUGGAUGUGGAGUUAAACUACCCAGAAAAUGAAAUAUCUGACCUAACUAAAAACAAUUUUAAGCAUUUCUAUGAUGGGUCUGAGAUUGUGGUGGCUGGGCGCUUUAUAGACCCUAACCAGAACAGUCUGACCGUAGAUGUGAAAGGUGAAGGUCCUGAUGACACCCUGUCAUUUACUACGCAACAAGAUGCUGAACAAACGGCUAAAGCUUUCCGAGAGCAAGAAUACAUAUUUGGGGAUUACAUUGAAAGGCUGUGGGCUUAUCUCACCAUUGAACAACUACUGGAAAAACGCAUUUCAGCUACAGGAGAAGAAAAGAAGAAUCUUACAGACGAAAUCCUGGAUCUCUCACUAAAAUACAAGUUUGUAACGCCACUGACAUCCAUGGUGGUAACAAAGCCAGAAGACUAUGACAAUCAAGCUGGGAUUGCUGAUAAACCCACUGAAGGUAUACGCAUUUUCACAGUUUUACUCUAUUAGAGAAGCCAAGUUCCCCCAGAUUCAUUUGCAUUUACAGUUGAUGGAGAUCCACACUUCAUUAUAUCCGUGCCACAAAAAGAAGAUGCCAUUUGUUUCAAUAUCAAUGAAAACCCGGGUGCUGUGUUAAAUUUAAUAACUGAUCCAGUUACAGGUAUCAUAGUCAAUGGAGAGCUUAUUGGUGAUAAGAGAGCAAACAAUGAUUCUAAGAUCCAGAAUACUUACUUUGGAAAACUUGGCAUUACAAAUAAGCAUCUGGAUUUAAGGCUGAUGGUAACUCCUGAGAAGAUCACAAUUCAGAAUGGUAAUGAAAAGACAGGUUUCACCUGGCUUGACUCAGUCAACUUGCAACAGGAAGGUUUCACUUUGAUAAUUAACAGAAAAAAAAAUCUGGUGUUCUCAAUGGGCAGCGGUGCCUCCUUUGUUAUUGUUUUGCACCAAGUAUGGAAGAAACAUCCUCUCCACCAGGAUUUCUUAGGACUCUAUACAUUGGACAGUGGUAAACUAUCUAAACAGACCCACGGAUUAUUAGGACAGUUUUUCCACCCCAUUGACUUCACCAUACUUGAAAUCCAUCCUGGGUCUGAUCCCAGGAAACCAGAUGCCACAAUGAUUGUUAAAAACAAAGAACUGACAGUAACAAGGGGAUGGCAGAAGGAUUACAGAAAAGAUCCGAAGAAUGGCAUUGAUAUUCCUUGCUGGUUUGUUCAUAACAACGGAGCUGGGCUGAUAGAUGGUGUUCACACAGACUAUAUUGUUUCCAGUCUGUUUUAAGUAACUACAACUUCCUCUUAUAUCAUGUGUGUACAGAAUAUUUUUCUGAAAGAAUAAUACU